AACGAAAAAGGUUUUUGUAUAGAGAGGUCGGAUCACAAACCUGCCGCAGAAUUUUCAAGAUGGCGUCGGGCGGACGAGAUCGAACCCUUCGGUUCGUGAGGGUUGCCGGGAUAGUACAGUUCAUGCAGUCGCGCCUGAUGAAGAAGGCAGACCCGACCAGGCAGGAGGAGGCCGCCCCACCACCUGGCAGGAUCAGGAGACGCCUGUCCAAAAUAAGGAACAGUUUCAGGAUCAAGAAGUACUCGAAGCGGGACGAGGAGGAUGAGGCCUCGGGACGGAGGGAGUCUGCCCCUGCCGCGACGCCGGACGACGCCCGGGAAGGUGGAGGAGCUGCAGCGGCGGCGGAGACAUCAACAAGAGAGGCCGAAGCUGUAGUGGAAAGAGUCUCAUCCCUUGAAGAACACAUACGAACGACCGAAACAGCUGAUGCUAGCGAUGCUUUGGAGGUCCCACCGGAACCAGAAAUCACCAUCGAUAUCCACAAGGAGCCUCCAGCGCCGGAGGAGCUGACACCGGACAUCGAGGAAGUGGCAGAAGACACUCCGGGGGAUGUACACGUGGAGGAAGAUGCUCAGGAGGAAAAGGAGGACAUCGAAACGCUAGAAACAGUGCCAAAGGAACCGAAAAUCCAGAAGACUGUCGAACCGGAAGAAGUAAAGUUUGAACCGAAAGUAGAGGAGCAUGCACCAGAUGUACAUGAGAUUGUACCAGAAGUUGAGGAGAGUGUACCGGAAGUAGAGGAGCUUGAACCGGAAGUAGAAGAGAUUGAAUCGGAAGUAAAGGCGUUUGAACCGGAAGAAGAUGAAGGUGAAGCAGCCGUAGCGGCCACAAAAAUCCAGGCUGGAUUUAGAGGUCACCAGAGCAGGAAGAAGGUGAAGAAGCUGAAGGAGGAGAAAGACGCAGCAGUCAAGAUCCAGGCGGGAUACCGCGGGUGGAAGACAAGGAAACAAGUCAGCGUCAAGAGAAGGGACGUACCGGGUGCAGAGGCUGAUCACGUGACAGAGGAAUCACCAGAAUCCGUGACUGAAGAAGAGUCGUCACUAUCCAUGCCUACUGACGUCACAGAGCUGCACGUUGUCAUGGAAACGGAGAGCCGGAUAGAACCCCCUGCGACGUUCGCGGUCGACACAUCCCCUGUUGAGGAAGCGGCACCAUCUCCAGUAGCAGAAUCCUCACCAACUGAGUUGUUCGCGAAACAACCGGAUACACCUCCGUCUUCUCCGGAAGUGACGCAGCCAGAGAUUGCCGAGACGCCGUCUCCGACGGAAGCCGAGUCGCCCGAGACGUCGUCGCCCGAGAAGACCUCGCCGGCUCCGUUCUCCAAGCCGACUCCGCCGACUCCACCGCCCACCCCGGCCGAGUUCGACAUGCUUGGCGGUGGAACUGAAGCAACUGAGCCCGUCUUCAGCAAAGAACCCAUUUUUGAGGGAGAAGUUGAACCAGCUAUGAUGAAGGCUGUCACGGAAAAGCUGGACGUUCUGGAGAAGGAAACUGUAGAGGCGAGUGAGAAGGUUCUAUACCAGCCCGGUACGGAAGUCUCUUUUGUGGCACCUCCUCCUCUAUUACCGGAGCCCGUGGAAACCGUUGCUAAGGAAGAGGUAGAGUUCUCAGAGCCUGUUGAGGAACCAUCCGUAAUGGUCGUUGAAACGAAGACUGUGGCGAAACAGGAGAACGAAGUCUACCCCUGCCUCAUCGCUGAAUCGUUCGACAAGCCCACGCCGGAAGUCGUCGUGACGUCAGAGAGAACCGUCUCCAUGGAGACGGGCCCCGAGGGGAAAACGCAGACCGUCGUCAAGGUGGAGCACACCGUCGUCAAGGAGAUCACCACCGUGGUGACGCCCAAAUCCUCUGAGGUCGUCACCACAGAGGAAAGAACUGCCACGUCCGUGUCGAGCGACGAGCGGAGCAGCGAGGAGCAGGUCACGGUGGUGGAGGCGUCGGACGACGACACCUUCGAAGAGUCCGGGUUGGAGCCUGCCAGAAAUAGUGGACCAAAAGACAAGGGAGCUGAACUGGACCGGAACAGCGCCUCGUUUACGGACAAGUGGGAGCCUGAACCGGGUGAGAGUUAG
Molecule: messenger RNA, 2072 nt
Organism: Branchiostoma floridae (Florida lancelet)
Lineage: Eukaryota; Metazoa; Chordata; Leptocardii; Amphioxiformes; Branchiostomatidae
Product: retinitis pigmentosa 1-like 1 protein
Exons: 5
Coding region: 60-2072 (670 amino acids)
Molecular function (GO): protein binding
Source: RefSeq, a predicted model, not a curated record